This is a messenger RNA of Dermatophagoides pteronyssinus (European house dust mite), 2458 nucleotides long. RefSeq names its product Conserved oligomeric Golgi complex subunit 5 four way stop (gene fws). The record is from RefSeq and is a predicted model, not a curated record. Gene Ontology annotation, biological process: intra-Golgi vesicle-mediated transport. Gene Ontology annotation, cellular component: COG complex. Lineage: Eukaryota; Metazoa; Arthropoda; Arachnida; Sarcoptiformes; Pyroglyphidae.
GUUGAUUUCAUAAACAUUUUUGUCCGAUCAUUUCACUAAUCAUUUCAAUAAACUUUUGAUCAUUUUUUCUCAAUAAUUGAAUAAUUUGUUGUUGUUAUUGUUGAUGAUAAUGUUGGAAAACAAAGAAUCAAUAGAUCCGAUUUAUUCGGAAUUUUUAGCCGAUGAUUUUAAUCAACAAAAUGCUAUUGCUUCGAUUAAUAAUCUAUCAUUUUCGGAACAAAUUUCGAAAAUUUCUACAGGUAUUGAACAAAUGAAAAAUAAUAUCAAUCAAUUGACAUCGAAAAAUUGCGAAACAUUUUUCAAACGAGCUACACAACUUGAUGAAUUAUAUAAUGAUUUACGUUUUAUCUGUGUAAAAUCACAGAAUUUAAUGAAAACAUUAGAAUUAAUUCGUAAUAGAUUCGAAGCUCCACAUCAACAGCUUAAUCAUGAAAUUAUUCUAUUAUCACGAUUACAGAAAACUUGUGAUCUAUUAAGAAAAAUGUUACGUAUUAUGCAUCUAAUGGAACGAAUUGAAGAAUCCGAUUUGGAUAAUACAAAAAAUGAACAGCCAAUUUUUUUAAAAGAAAUUGUCAAAUUAUCACAAUAUAUUAAUGAAAUUGAUGGUAUUAUUCAAUCGGAUCAGGAAAAUUUAUUAUUCAAAUUGAAUUGUAUUAGUAAAGAUUUGCAAAAAUUCCAAUUAAUUAAAACAAAAUUAAUAACCGAAGUAGAUUUAUUACUUAAAAAUGGUCUCGAAACAUUGGAUCAUAAUAAUAUUAGCACUGCAAUGCAAGUUUAUCAUAAUUUACGUUCACUUGAUCGAAUAGUUAAUGAUUUGAUUGAUAAUAAAUGUCGAUUAAUUGAACAAUCAUUAACAAAAUUAUUUGAUGAUAUGAGCUUAAAAGAAGUAAAAUUAACUAUACCAUCACCAAGACAGAAUAAUAUAAUGAAAACAAAUAUACGUAAUAAUUGUAAAUUUAAUCUUGAAAAUCUUUAUAAUCAUUUUCAUCAAUUAUCAAUUAUGAUAAAGAUUUUGAAAAAACGUCGUGAUAAUCAAACACAAACAUUAUUGAUUGAAUUUGUUGACAAUAGAAAUGAAUUGUUGAUAAUAAAAUUUUGGAAUGAAAUUAUUCGAAUGUUUUCAUCAACAUUCGAUAAAUUAUUUCAAAGUUCACCGGCAAUAAAAAAAUUAAUCGAAUCUGAUUAUUCAAAUAUAUUAUCAUUAUUUUUGGAUUAUUCAAAACGAAUCAUUAUCGAUGAACCGGAAAUUGAAAAUGAAAAAUCAUUACGUUCAACUAUUGGACAAUUUGAAAAUGCUUAUCUUUCCAAUUCAUUAUCAUUACUUUUUGAAUCGGUUAAUCGAAUAUUCACCAAUGUUGGUGUGAUUAAAAAUCAAAAAAUCGAUACAAUACCAUCGGAAAAAGAUGUCGAUAUGGUUAUCAAAGAUAUAUCGAAUGAAAUAUCAUCAUCAAAUUUUGAUCCAAUAUUGUUGGAAUCAGUUUGUCGAAAUAUUGUUAAAACAAUCAAUCUUUUUGUAUUUAAAUGUGAACAAUUAGUAUCGAAUGAUGGUGAUGCAACACAGGUGAUUGGUAAAUUUACCAUAAAUCAACGACAUAAUUCAUUAAUCAUCUAUACAUUGAAUUAUUUUCAUAAACAAUUAAAAAAUUUGAUAGCCAAUAAUGAUAAUAAUCAUUCGAUUCUACAGAAACAUGUAGAAAUAUCAUCAUUAAAUGCAAUUGAUAAUUUAAUAUUGAAUACAUUCGAACCAUUUAUUAAUUCAAUUCAGGAUGCUAUUGAAGAUAUUAUUCUUACCAUUCAUAAUGAAAAAUAUGAUAUCAACAGUGAAAUUUUACCAGGUCAAUGUUCACUUUACAUGAAAGAACUACAACGAUUCAUUGCUCGUGUAUCACGAGAUUAUUUUCAACAAUAUCCGGAUGAUUCAGAAAUUAUCAAAGAAAGAAUCCAUCGAAUGGCCGCAUUUGUUAUUGAUUUCUUUUUACUGCAAAAUUGUCUAAUCCGUCCGGUAUCGGAAAUUGGUCGACGUAAAAUUGCCAAUGAUUUUACACAAUUGGAAGAAGCAAUCAUACCAAUCUGUAAUCGUUUAGGUGAUGUUGGUCGAUCAUUUCAAAUAUUGAAAGCUUUCAAAACAUUGUUACCAUUAUCACCGGAAGAAAUAUGCGAAUCAUCAAUUGUUGGUGAUCCGAUUCCAUAUUAUUUGGUCAUACAUUUUUUUAUUGCCAAUUAUACAUCGGAUGAAUUGAAAUCACCACAUAAAUUUAAAGAUUGGUCAAUUAGUCGAUAUAGCCAAUGGUUUAUGACCAAUCGAAGUGAUGAAGAACGAUUAUCAAUAAUAAGGAAUUCUUUGAAUGAAUACAUUAUUCAGGCAAAAAAAUUACAAAAGAAACAAUAUUUUUCAACAUAUCAUUUAUUGUCAAAUCUUAUGAAAAAGGCUAUUGUUGAAUAAAAGAAUAAAAAAAAU